UACAUUGUAACCACAGAUCUACCAUAUGAAGUCAUACUUUACUGAUACAAUAGUCGGACAGUCGAGAUAUUUCGGAUAGAAUUAUGGAAAACGAGCUGGUCUUGAGGACCUUCAUCUUUAGCCGGACUAUUUACGUUCUCUUGACAGUUGUGUCCGUAUUUUCAUACGAGGCUGCAGGUGCACGGGAAAGUUACGAAGCAGAAUACUUCACAAACGCCUCACUACCGUGUAAUUUUACACUUCAUAACCUGACCUACCCUGGCAUAACUAUUCCCUUCAAGAAAUACUGGAUUCUUCCGAAUACUUCCGUUUUAGCUGACAACUUUCCCGGAAGUGAGCGAUAUCAUAUCGAGGCACCAGAUCCGUACAUAUUUAACCUACGUAUUGACAGUAUCGAUGACCCAGAUUUUGGUGUAUAUCACUGUGUAUUGUUAUGGGAGAAUAUCUUUUACACCACAAGUGUGAUCCGGGUGGCUUUAAACGAGGAUGGGCCGUUAUAUAAAAGACAACUUGAAACGUUUCAAAGAAACCUUUUGAUUGGCUGCAUCAGCGCAGGCGCGGCUGUGAUUAUUGUAAUAAUUGUAUGUGUUGCUUGCAGAUGUCGUAAAAAGAAGUCCAAAAAUGAAGACACGCUGUCAAAUCUUGAUUAUUACACCCACAACAUGAAAUCUCGUCACGCGGAGCAUGAGUAUGCAAUAAGCAACCGUAGCGUUCAUCACUCAGAACCGCGACAGCCGAACGCGGAGGAAAUGUAUGCAAAAGUGAACAAAACCGGAAGUCCGACUCAUGGAGAAAGUGUUACUAUUAGCUCUGCACAUCUAUAAAUUUCCGGUCAGUUCUUGCUACAGAGAAAAAUAUAUAGAUUUAAGAUAUUUUAAAAAUCAUAAACAGUGUAGUUUGUAAUCUGUACAUAGCAAACGAUAAGAAUAGCAGUUUGAAUAACGGAAAUAACUGUUUUUGUGUUACAAAAAAGUAAAGGUGUCCGUUUUCUUAUAAGGCCUUAUGAACUUUAUAACUAAAACUAAAUAUGAUAAUUUAGCCAUUUGCAGAUUUAUAUUCUAAUGAUUUUUUAAAGAAAUACAAUUAUAGGAGUUUUAAAAAAUCAUUUAUAAAUCAGG
Molecule: messenger RNA, 1118 nt
Organism: Ruditapes philippinarum (Manila clam)
Lineage: Eukaryota; Metazoa; Mollusca; Bivalvia; Venerida; Veneridae
Exons: 2
Coding region: 84-824 (246 amino acids)
Source: RefSeq, a predicted model, not a curated record